CUCUUUCUGCUUCUCUAAUAAACAACUCCAAAACAACAAUUUGCUCACACAAUAUGGAUUCAGCAAGCCUCUUCGAUGUCAAGGUAAUAAAUCUGAAGCCACAAACAGAGCCAUAGCUAACCCAAUGUUUACAGGACAAAGUUGUUCUGGUUACCGGUGGUGCCAAAGGAAUAGGGCGUAUGAUUUCGGAAGGCUUCGUUUCUAAUGGAGCAAAAGUCUAUAUCUCUUCCAGAGAUGCCAAAGCCUGUGAGCAAGCAUGUAAAGAAUUGAAUGCCUUGGGUAGGUUUCCAAAACUCUUACCAAUUUCCCCUCUCCCGCUUCCAAAAGCAAAAUUUCCAUGCUGACAUCCAACCCAACACAGGCAAAGGAAGUGCCCACUCGAUCGCCGCCGACUUUUAUAAACUAGAAGACUGCAAAAAACUCGUCGACGAAUUGAGCAAACUCGAAUCCAAAUUGCACAUCCUAGUCAACAACUCGGGCUCCAACUGGGGAGCACCAUACGACACCUUCCCCGACGCAGCCUGGACCCGAGUCCUAACCCUCAACCUCACCCGCGUCUUCACGCUCACCCAAGGCCUCACGCCCCUCCUCACUGCAGCAUCCACGCCCCUCGACCCAGCACGAAUCAUCAACAUCGGCUCCGUCGACGGGAUCCGGGUGCCCUCUCUAGAAACGUUCUCCUACUCCGCCAGCAAAGCCGGUUUACAUCAGUUGAGCAGGGUGCUCGCGAAUCAUCUGGGAAAGCGCAAUAUUACUAGUAAUGUGCUGGCUUGCGGACCGUUUCAGAGUAAAAUGAUGAAGGCUACGCUGGAGGCUAAGGGGGAGGAGAUCAAGAGGGGGAUUCCGCUGGGACGCAUUGGGCGGCCGGAGGAUGUUGCGGGGGCUUGUUUGUUUUUGGCUAGUAAGGCGGGGAGCUUUGUAAAUGGGGCGACGAUUGCGUUGGAUGGAGGGAGUUUAGUGGGGUCGAAGUUGUAGAUUAUUGGAGAGGAGAAUGUAUGAUUUAGGGAUGGGAGAUCUUGUAGCUAUUGGAUG
This is a messenger RNA of Hymenoscyphus albidus, 1032 nucleotides long. Lineage: Eukaryota; Fungi; Ascomycota; Leotiomycetes; Helotiales; Helotiaceae. The record is from the annotation of a GenBank genome assembly.